UUGGCGGAGAUGUCACUAGGAGUGUUUGGCUUUUCUUUCUGUCCUUUUAUCUCUACACCAAACAUCUGUAUCUGAGUGUUGGUCUGAUUUUUCAGACAUGUCUUUGUUAGGUUUAGCAAUGCUCUUAUAUAAAGGAGAGACAGAAGAGGAAGAAGGCAGAUGACUGGAAAGGAAAGUUCGAGGAAGCUGAGGAGCUGUAGUUCAGUGGGGCAGGCUGUUCCAGGUUAGCAGGUUGCUAUGGCAUCUGGACCAAAAAUGUCAGCCCCCAUUUGUCUGGUGGAAAAUAACAAUGAGCAGCUGAUGGUGAACCAGCAGGCUCUAAGAAUUCUUGAGAAGAUUUCUCAGCCAGUCAUAGUGGUGGCCAUUGUUGGACUGUACCGUACAGGAAAAUCCUACUUGAUGAACCGUCUGGCAGGACAGAACUGCGGCUUUCCUUUGGGCUCCACAGUGCAAUCUGAAACCAAGGGCAUCUGGAUGUGGUGUGUGCCCCACCCCAUCAAGCCAAAUCACACCCUGGUUCUUCUGGACACUGAGGGCCUGGGAGAUGUGGAAAAGGGUGACCCUAAGAAUGACUCCUGGAUCUUUGCCCUGGCUGUGCUUCUCAGCAGCACCUUUGUCUACAACAGCAUGGGCACCAUCAAUCAGCAGGCCCUGGACCAGCUGCAUUAUGUGACAGAGCUGACAGAAUUAAUCAGGGCAAAGUCCUCCUCAGAGCCUGAUGAAAUAGAAGAUUGCACAGAGUUUGUGAGUUUCUUUCCAGACUUUGUCUGGACUGUCCGGGAUUUCACCCUGGAGCUGAAGUUUAAUGGUGAGGACAUCACAGAAGACCAGUACUUGGAGAAUGCCUUGAAGCUGAUUAAAGGGAAUGGCUCCAGAGUUGCAAUGUUCAAUCAGCCCAGGGAAUGCAUCAGGAAUUUCUUUCCGAAACGGAAGUGUUUUGUCUUUGACCGGCCAACAAAUAACAAAGAACACCUAGCCCAUAUUGAGAGCAUCUCAGAAGACCAACUGGAUCCUAAAUUCCAGGAACAAACAAAUAGUUUCAGUUCUUACAUCUUUACCCAGGCAAAGAUCAAGACACUCAGAGAGGGGAUUGUGGUUACUGGCAAUCGCCUGGGGACUCUGGUGGUGACCUAUGUAGACACCAUCGCUAGUGGAUCAGUGCCUUGUUUGGAGAAUGCGGUGACCACUCUGGCCCAGCGUGAGAAUUCAGCAGCUGUGCAGAAGGCAGCCGACCACUACAGUGAGCAGAUGGCCCAGCGGGUGCAGUUCCCCACAGACACACUCCAGGAGCUGCUGGAGGUGCACGUAGCCUGUGAGAAGGAAGCCAUCACAGUCUUCAUGGAGCACUCCUUCAAGGAUGAAAAUCAGGAGUUCCAAAAGGAACUGGCGAAAAUAAUAGAGGAGAAGAAGAACUAUUUCUUGCUGAAGAAUGAGGAGACCUCUGAAAAAUACUGCCAGGCUGAACUGAAUCGGCUUUCAAAGACCCUAAUGGAAAGCAUUUCUGCAGGAACUUUCUCUGUUCCUGGAGGCCACAAGCUCUACAUGAAAGCAAGAGAAAAUGUUGAACAGAACUAUUUGCAAGUGCCCAGGAAAGGAGUCAAGGCAGGCGAGGUCUUCCAGAGGUUUCUGCAGUCACAGACAGCAACAGAGAAGUCUAUCCUGCAGGCAGAUAAAGCCCUCAGUGAUAAGGAGAAGGCCAUUGCAGAGGAGCGGGCCAAGAAGGAGGCAGCUGAGAGGGAAGAGGAGCUUUCAAGACAGAAACUACAGGAACAACAGCAACAGAUGGAGGCUCAAGAGAGGAGUUUCAAGGAAAACGUGGAGCAACUGAAAAAGAAGCUGGAGGAGGAGAGAGAAGAGCUCCUGAAAAACCAGAACACCAUGUUGGAGCACCAGCUGAAGGUUCAAAAGGAUUUGCUUGAGGAAGGAUUCAAGAGGAAAUCUGAGGAAAUGAAUGCAACAAUUAAUCAACUGAGAAAUAUGAUUGAUAAUACAAAGGAGAGUAAAAUUCCCUGGAUUUUUCAAGUAUUGGAAUCAUUUGGCAAUGGUCUAAAUGCAUUAUUUUCUCUUGGUAGUUCUGUUGGUAAACUUGGAAAAGGACUUUACUCACUGUUUAGAAAGAAGUAAGGAAAAAUGUGGCUUGUGGUAUAUGCUUUGGCCUAUUUUGGUGCUCAAGUUUUUCAUUUUAAUUCUGCAAAGUUUUAAACAUAAAAAGUGCUUGCUAGAAGAUAUCAGUGCAUGACCUGCCUUAGAUGGAACAAAUGCUUGGAAACAUUUACAGAUAAUGCUAGUUUUAGUAAACUCACAUUUGCAAUAGUUUACAUACAUAAGAGGUUCUUUAAUGCAUUGAUUUUAAUCAGAAAAGUUUGGAAACUAUGUAAAUGUCAUCUACAUAAAAUUGGUACUAUACAUUUUCAUAUGUGUCAAUACUGGAAUAGCCAGGAAACAAAAUGCCUUGGAACUCUAGGUACCCUAAUACAAAGGAUCUUGAAGAUAAAUUGUUACGUAAAAACAAAGUCCAAAAUAGUAUAUAUGGUUGACCACUAUUAAAAGUGAAAUUAUCAUAUGCAAAUAUACAUUGUACAAAUAAAAUGUCUUUUGAAGUUUUAAUGAGAAACUAAUAUCAUUGGCUCCUUUUGGGGAGAAAUGAUUGGAAUCAGAGGUUCAAGGGACACAUACCAUUCAUUACCUACUCCAUCUUUGGAAGAUCAUAAAGAAAGCUUGUUAUCUCAUUCAUUUUGAAAAAAAAAUUAUAAAUUAUAGUGAUAGUGAUAAUCAUGAAAGUAGAUUUGACCAUUAUAUGAUGAAAUGUCUUAUUAUUUCUGCAAAUAACAUCAGCCAGCUCAACUUUUAUUCCAUCCAAGCCAUCAUCCUAUAGGAUGGUGCUGCCUGUGCUUAGGGAGGGUCUUCACUUCAGUUUGAUAUCCCACAUGCCAAACAUUCCUAGACACACCCUAUUGACACACCCAGAAGCCUUUUAAUCUUUGAGGUCUCUUAAUCCAAUCAAGUUGACAAUUCAAAUUAAGCAUUUCAAAUAUUAAGUAAAUAAUUGGACUAAGAAUAAAAUCUAAAACUCUAGUACAUAUAUGAACAAAUCUGAGCAAAAUUCUUAAAACAAGUUGAUAAUGUAAUAAAAUUAUCUUAUAGACAUCAUUUCUUCUGAAUCAUAGAAAUCUAUAUGAAAAGCUAACAAAAUGAUGACUAUAGUGAUGAUUAUAGCCAGAAAUUCGACACUGACUUAAAGCUCACCUUUAUGAGUUUGUGUUCUGAUUUGUUUUACACAUUCAUAAUUCAGAGAAAAAAAACUCAUAUUGAAAGGGUAGAGUUUCUAAGCUGCUUCUAAACUGCAAAGCCUGAGUUAAAAUGUAAAAGACCGGGCAUUGUAAAGUUUCUAAGCUGCAAGGCCUGAGUUAAAAAGUGAAGGACCAGGAAUUGUUAAGUUCCUCUGCUACAUCCAGAACCUGAAAUUCCUGAGGCAGUUAAGACAAUGCUCUACUGGCCAUUUAGUUGAUUAAUAGCCUAGGGCUCUGUGCAGCUUGUCACGUAGGCAUACAGGGCCCGAACCAAUUAGUUUGAAUGUAACCCCCUCCUUAGGAAUGACCUAUCACUCCAGCCUGCCCUGUUGCCACCAAUGUAUGUACUAAUCAAGUCUAAGAAUUGUUGUUUGACUUUCCCACGGUGUAUGGUGAUUUGUUAAAGGAGACUGUGAUGUAUGUAAAGUCCCCGCCCUCCCCCCAAAAAAGUGUACUUAAGCAUUGUUCAACCCUGGCUCUGGGCUCUGGGCUGCUCUCCCUUCUCGAGUGGGCAUGGAGCCCCAGCAUGCUGGAAUCUCAAUAAACCCCCUCCUGCUUAUUGCAUAAA
Molecule: messenger RNA, 3858 nt
Organism: Marmota monax (woodchuck)
Lineage: Eukaryota; Metazoa; Chordata; Mammalia; Rodentia; Sciuridae
Product: guanylate-binding protein 6
Exons: 12
Coding region: 238-2124 (628 amino acids)
Biological process (GO): defense response to protozoan; defense response to Gram-positive bacterium
Molecular function (GO): GTPase activity; GTP binding
Source: RefSeq, a predicted model, not a curated record